Messenger RNA from Strongylocentrotus purpuratus (purple sea urchin), 1341 nucleotides. Its product is annotated as bactericidal permeability-increasing protein. Gene Ontology annotation, molecular function: lipid binding. The record is from RefSeq and is a predicted model, not a curated record. The transcript has 13 exons. The coding region runs from base 52 to 1341 and encodes 429 amino acids. NCBI's taxonomy places the organism in Eukaryota, Metazoa, Echinodermata, Echinoidea, Camarodonta, Strongylocentrotidae.
UAGAAGGGCGAUUUUCUUCCAGCGCAGUUUACAAACAAAUUUUCGUUCGAAAUGGCGACGCUGAAGAAAAUAAGUUCCCAUAUUUUGGUGGGCCUUGUGGUCGGAUGCGCCCUGCUCCAACUGACACAAGGUUUCACGAUCGGGGACUACCCUAAGUGGAAGCUGGCUGGCUGGAACAAACUACCAGGCUUCAAGGCGAGGAUCACUCAAAAGGGUCUGGACUUCUUCAGAGAUAUCGGCAUGGAGACGAUUCAGAAACACAUCCGAGAAAUGCAUAUUCCUAGUCAGCACGGCUCAGCUGGUCCCAUCGACUACGCCGCAACAAAUAUCAGGAUCGUCUCCUUUGGGCUACCUGCCUCCAUCAAUCCUAACACCCCGUCCAGUGAUGGCAUGUCGCUUCAUGUGAGAAAGGGUUCGUUCUUCCUGCGUGGGGAUCUCAGUUACGACUUUGUGUUUACUCAUCAUGGAGACUUCGAUGCCAAACUUGCAGAUAUCUCCCUCGAUGCUACCAUACGAAUCGGAGUGGACUCUACCGGCAGACCUACGGCAAGUGCUGAAUACUGUUAUUUCUAUGUCGGAUAUGUCCAUGUCAAUCUUGACGCGGGCAUGGCUUGGAUGUUUGAGGAUAAGGUCGCCGAUCAGUUGAAACAGACCUUGAAUCAACAGGUCUGCAGCAGUGUUAACAAAGCUAUCAAUCAGGAUCUGGAGAACAAAUUGAGAGCGCUAAAGGUGACUAUGCCCUACAAAGACAUGUUCAAGUUUGACUACUCUCUCGUCCAAAGUCCAUCUUUCAAUGGCUCUGUCGACACCGCUCACAAGGGCGAAGUGUAUCCGAUUGGGAGUAAGGCCGAAUGCCCGAUACCAAUACCCGGGAUACCACAAGACUCGGAUCGGACUUCGAAGAUGCUGUUCUUGUGGGUAACCGACUACCUGCCCAACUCUGCCGGUUACGUCUUACAGGAAACCGGACAUCUGCAGCAUACUGUGACUCCCGAAAACGUGCCACCAGAACAGAAGAAAUACCUCAACACCUCAAGCAUGGCUAUAAAGAUGCUCAUCCCGCAGAUCGGCAAGCUGUACCCGAACAUGGCGAUGUGGAUUAGUCUGAACAGCACAAAGACUCCCUCGGUCAAGAUCACUCCGAACGGCAUCCAAGCCGUCUUGACCGCCGAUUGCUCCCCAUACGCAGUACAGCCGAACAUGACCAAGACCUUCCUGUUUACACUCGGCGUGACCAUUACUGUGGACUUGACUGUCGGGACGAAGGGCAACAACAUGAUACAUCACGUGGGUCGUGUCCUCUUUCAGCGAUCGAGUCCAGGAGGAAACAACGAGUGGUGA